AUGGCGGACGACUACGACCGGCAAGUCAAGCAGGCCAAGGAGCAGCUGCGGCGGAGACUGACCCCCGCGCCCCCCCGGCCCCGCAGGCCCGACCAGCAGGUCUAUCGCGCCGGCCGCAGAGGCGCGGUCGGAACAGCCCCGGGAGGAGGCGGCGGCGGCGGCGAGGGCGAGUCGGAGGCGUCGAGCGAGAGCAGUUCCAGCAGCCGCGAGCGGCGCCCCCGCGGCCCGGCCCUCUUCUGCCUGGAGUACGAGGCCGACGGCGGCCAGGUCACCUCGGUGGUGGUCUACCAGGACAAUGACCCCGAAGAAGUGGUGGAGAAGGUCAGUGCCCAGAACCAGCUGGAGCCAGCUUUGCACGAGGCCCUUCGGCAACGAGUACAAGAUGAAUUGGAGAAGCGGCGAGUGAAGCGCUGAGAGCCAUUGCAGGGAUUGAGAAAUGAUUUAGGGGAAAUGGCGCUGGGCCUGCUUACCAGCACAGGACCGUGCUUGGGGGAUCAAGGGUUAUGCUGCUCAAGGGUGCCAUCAGGAGCAGUGGCAGAAGGAAGCAAAUCCCUGCAGUCCAUCCUUUGACAGAUGUGCCCCAAAAGAAAGCCAGCCAAAUGGUUGCAGCCCAGACUUGCUGGCUGGCUCUGUAUCAUAGUGGUCUGCCUCCCUCUUCCCCUCUUGUGAGCAUCCAAGUCAAGACCCAGGCAGUGGGAGCAGAGUGGGAGCAGCUGCCUUGCCCAAUUUCUCAGGGUCUUGGAUUAUGCUGAGGGUAGAGGCGGCUGCUGUGAAUUAGUUAUUGAAGGGGGCUGCUCCCUUGUUUAGAUUUGCAGCUUUUUGGUAGAUCAGCCUUGUGCAGAAAGUAGACUGCUGGGCUGAUCUAAGGGCCGGGGUGGGGAGGGUGAGAAGAAGCAGGGCUCAGUUUAGCUCUCUUGGAGGCCGUUGCCUCGCCCUCUUCCUGCCAACAAAGGUUCUCAGAAAUGGAGCACAGGGUUGUAAAUAAAGACUUAGAACCUGCUCUUCCAUAAUAGUUCUUGGUUACAGGAAUUUGUUUUGAAUGCUUGUGUAAUUCUGUGAAAACCUACCCGACCCCUUUGUUGACUAAACAUAGUUGGUGCUUAAAAAGUUGUCCCUGUUCUUCCUGCCCCAGCAAUGCAGAGAUCCAGAAUUGAAGUCUGCUUCUUUGAAAAGGACUUGCAGUUAUGUUCUUCUGUAGUUCUGGGAAAGAAUUCUAUUCAGGAACACACCACACAUUGGGUUACAACAAAGCAAAUUUAGGUCUUGACCUGUGAAAGAUACCAAGACAUCACUAAUGGCAUCUAAAACCCUGAGACCUUUGUCAAAACAGCAGGGUUCCACUCCCAUCAUCUAGGCAUCACACAAAUGAUUUUUCAUUCCAAAAUGUGAAUGAGAAUAGAUAUAUUCAGUUUCCUCCCAGACCAUCUAAAGCUCAAAAGAAAAGAAAAGUUACAAGGCUGGACUCCCAAGGGGCGAACAGAACACUGCUAACACACACACACUCACACACUCCCCCCAAAGAGCAUCCCUGUCUCCAUGCACACCUGCCGUUUGGGGACAUGGGCACUGAAAAGGAGCUAUAGCGGUAUACCCAUAACUUGAGUGUCAAGGAUCGUGUCCUGUAGCUGCCCCAAGUGGGUCUCAACAGCUCUACCCACAACCUGUUGUAUUGCCUCAUCUUAUUCAGUAAUCUCACUACCAAGCUGCCUCCCUCAAAGAAGAAACACUUGGGCUAGACUCCUUCCCAGUCACUGAUACAUUGGAAUUUGUCUCUGUAUCAAGGUUACAAAAAAUUCUAAGGAGCUUAGAGGAUCUCCAGAAGGGCAGAAUUUGGGCAAAGCCUUCGCACUUCAAAUCAGUCCAGGAAGUCGGAUUAUUGAGUUCCAGGAAUGCCAGUGCCCUGACUGGGAGGUUUCUGGGUCAGGACUUGUUUCCUCCCUUAGUGUCAGCCAGGCCAAGGGGAACCUGGAGCAAAACAGAGUUAAGCAAUUUUUUUAAAAGCUCAUCCGAGGGGAUUGUUUUAUUUCACGUUUGUUUAUUUACAGAAAGGCCUAAACUCUCGCCUUUUAAUAAAAGAUGUUGGAAAAAAUGCUACCACAUUC
This is a messenger RNA of Thamnophis sirtalis, 2102 nucleotides long. NCBI's taxonomy places the organism in Eukaryota, Metazoa, Chordata, Lepidosauria, Squamata, Natricidae. The record is from RefSeq and is a predicted model, not a curated record.